AUGGCUCCUUCUGGAUCGCGCAGUUCUUCUUCAUGUGCAAAUGUGGAGGUGGAGGAAGCCGUCGAAUACGUGCAGAAUGUCAAGGAUACUUUGAGAUUGAUGAAUGACGAAGGAACUUUUCAAAAGUUCCUGAAGAUCAUGGACGGCUUCAAGAAAGGACAGUUGGAUAUCACCGAUGUUAUAGUACGGGUCAAGUCUAUCUUCAGUCACUAUCCUCAUUUGAUUCUUGGGUUCAGAAGAUUCCUUCCGGAAAGUACUCAAUUUCUGAUCAGUGUGGCAGCAGCACCUGCAGCCUGA
Molecule: messenger RNA, 297 nt
Organism: Marchantia polymorpha subsp. ruderalis
Lineage: Eukaryota; Viridiplantae; Streptophyta; Marchantiopsida; Marchantiales; Marchantiaceae
Source: the annotation of a GenBank genome assembly